GUUCGAGAUGGAAGUAACGAAAAUGCGCCACUGAUGGGACGUUACUGUGGUGAUGCAAUGCCAGUACCGUUAACAACAACACAAAAUGUUCUCUACGUGAAAUUCGUAUCUGACGCCUCAGUGACAAGAGCUGGUUUCCGGGCCACAUGGCAAGUUUCCUGUGGAGGAGUCUUCACUUCACCAACUGGAAUGAUCCGGUCUCCCUAUUUCCCCGAACCUUAUCCCAGUAACAGAGAGUGUGAAUAUUUCAUAAAUCAGCCAGCUGGAACUAGGGUGACCUUGACAUUCAACACCUUUGACAUUGAGGGAGGACCCUCUGAGGGAAAUUGUGCAUAUGACUAUUUAGAGGUUCGGGAUGGAGGUUCAAGUAGCUCCCCUGUAAUGGGAACAUUUUGUGGCCCGCAAGUACCGGACCCUCAGACAACAACCGGAAAUCUUAUGUAUCUAAAGUUUGUUACAGACGGGUCGGUUCAGAACCUAGGAUUUGAGGCGACGUAUGAAGCUGGCGAGGGCGGAUGUGGAGGCCAACUCACUGAUGAAACAGGAAGUAUACAGUCUCCUGGCCAUCCUAAUGUAUAUCCACACGGAGUGAACUGUUCGUGGAGUAUUCUAGUACAGCCCGGUCUUGUGGUGCGAUUCACCUUUCAUACAUUUAGUAUAGAGCAGCAUCGAAAUUGUAUCUACGAUUCAGUGGCCCUGUACGAUGGUUCCAGCACAGAUGAGUCCAAUCUGAUUGGACG
Messenger RNA from Ruditapes philippinarum (Manila clam), 740 nucleotides. Its product is annotated as cubilin-like. The transcript is spliced from 4 exons. NCBI's taxonomy places the organism in Eukaryota, Metazoa, Mollusca, Bivalvia, Venerida, Veneridae. The annotation marks the transcript as partial. The record is from RefSeq and is a predicted model, not a curated record.